Coccinella septempunctata (seven-spotted ladybird) is the source of this 1369-nucleotide messenger RNA. Its product is annotated as NADH-cytochrome b5 reductase 2. Gene Ontology annotation, cellular component: mitochondrion. The coding region runs from base 232 to 1176 and encodes 314 amino acids. The transcript has a single exon. Gene Ontology annotation, molecular function: FAD binding; oxidoreductase activity. Lineage: Eukaryota; Metazoa; Arthropoda; Insecta; Coleoptera; Coccinellidae. The record is from RefSeq and is a predicted model, not a curated record.
CCUUCAAACUUUGUCAGAAUGUGAAAUUUGUUACUAUUCUAUUCCUAUUCUAUGAUAAACGUAAAGAAUAGCAAAAACUGUGAUAAUAGCCCAGGCCUUGCCCCCUGGUCCUCCUAAUUAUAGACAGGAUCAAUUAAAUGUAUUUCGUUAUCGCCCGCUUAUCUUAAUUCAAUAAAAAAAGGAUAACCUCGACCAGGACCAGGGAAUUAUUCCUACGCUCUUUUUGCAGAUAUGGCAGUAUCUUACAAAAUGUGGACUACAAUAUUACCUGUCCUAAUUAGUGUUGGUGUGGUGAUAACUGGAAUUGUAGUUUAUCGCUUAUUAAAUUCGAAAACACAAGAUGGUACUGCGAAGUCUAAGAAAAAGAAAAUUCUACUUGAGGAUGCCCAAGUCAAAUACAAUAUACCCCUCAUAGAAAAGGAAGAGCUUACACACGAUACCCGAAGAUUCAGAUUCGCUCUGCCUUCUGCAGAACAUGUUUUAGGAUUGCCGAUUGGACAACACAUCAAUAUUAUUGCCAAAAUUGAGGAUGAAUUGGUCAUUCGGUCCUAUACUCCAGUUUCCUCAGAUGAUGAUAAAGGAUAUAUCGACCUAGUUAUCAAAGUUUAUUUCAAAAAUGUUCACCCUCGGUUUCCAGAUGGCGGUAAAAUGACCCAGUACUUGGAAAAUUUGAAAAUUGGUGAUGAUAUUCAAAUAAGAGGACCUUCUGGAAGACUGCAAUAUGUUGGUGAAGGAGAAUUUGUUAUAAAGAAGCUUAGGAAGGAUCCUCCGCAAUCCUUGACAGUAAAUAGCAUUUCUAUGAUAGCAGGAGGAACCGGCAUCACCCCUAUGCUCCAACUUAUUCGUCACAUAAUAAAACAUGAUUCAAAAAAGAUACAAAUGGCUCUUAUAUUUGCCAAUCAAAGUGAGAAGGACAUUUUAGUCAGGAAGGAAUUGGAAGAAGUUGCUGAGUCUCAUCCCGAUCAAUUCAAACUGUGGUACACCCUUGAUAGUGCUCCUGCAGGAUGGAAGUACAGCACCGGAUUCAUUAAUGAAGAAAUGAUCAAGGAUCAUCUUCUUCCCCCUUCAGACAGUUCAGUGGUUCUCAUGUGUGGACCCCCACCCAUGAUCAAUUAUGCUUGCCUACCAAAUCUAGAAAAACUAAACUACAACAAAGAUUUGUGUUUCGCUUACUGAAACAUAUGUAACUUCAUCGUUUCUUGUUAGUUCUUCUGUCCACAUAAGAGUAUUACAUAAUCCAUUAACAGAUUAUUCAUUCUGAGGAUUGUUUGUGAAAUAAUAUAUAAUUGAAAACUCGUGAUUUUCUUUGGAUUCAUGAGUUAAUCUAAUUUUCCAUUUCGAAUUUGUUGAGAAUAAAAUUUUUUAUUUA